UAAAUUCUCUAGAGUGAAAGGAAAGAAUCUCUCUCUCUCUCUCCACCGCUAGAACCUUGAGCGCAAACACAAAGAGGAAGAGAAAGACUAUAUUUUUUACCCAUUUCUAUCCCAUCACUAAGUGGACAUACAACCCCGGGCUUCAUAACUAGACGCGCCUGCAGUUAUCUGGUGCUUAUUUGAACGUUUUCAUCGCUGCUCCAUUCAUCAACCUGCGGAGAGCAUCGAUCCGUUCCUCCGGCGAGUCAUGGCGAGAGAUCCCGAGCGGAGCAGCUGCCUUCUGCGCGAUCUACGGCAGCGAGCCGGUAACGAGCUGUGCGCGGACUGCGGCGCUGCAGAGCCGGAUUGGGUGUCUGUGACGCUGGGUGUGUUCGUGUGUCAGGGAUGCUCACUCAUCCACAGAAGCAUCGAAAGCCUCAGGCAGGUGAAGUCUGUGCUGCAGGACACAUUUGAAGAUAAAGAAAUCGAGUUGAUCACGUCUAUGGGGAAUGAAGCAGCAAAGGCCAAGUACGAACAGCAAGUUCCUCCGUUUUAUCACCGUCCCUCCCACACAGACUGCAGGAUUUUGAGGGAGCAGUGGAUCAGAGCCAAGUAUGAGAGACAGGAGUUUAUACACAUCGAGAAACAAGAGCCUUAUUCAGCAGGGUACAGAGAGGGCUUUCUGUGGAAACGUGGUCGAGACAACGGGCAGUUCCUCAGUCGCAAGUUCAUUCUGUCUGAACGAGAAGGAGCGCUGAAGUACUUCAACAAGCAGGACGCAAAAGAACCAAAGGCCAUAAUGAGGAUUCAAACCCUAAAUGCUACUUUCCAGCCGGCUAAAAUAGGAAACCCCUGCGGCCUGCAGAUCACCUAUCUGAGAGACAACAGCACCAGGAAUAUCUUUGUGUACCACGAGGACAGUAAGGAAAUGGUGGACUGGUUCACUGCGAUCCGGGCAGCCCGGUUUCAUUACCAGAAGGUGGCAUUUCCUGGAGCUAAUGAUGAGGACCUGGUACCCAGACUCACAAGGAACUUCAUGAAGGAGGGUUACAUGGAGAAAACAGGCCCAAGACACACAGAGGGCUUUAAGAAAAGAUGGUUUACCAUGGAUGAUAGAAGACUAAUGUACUUUAAAGAUCCCUUGGAUGCAUAUGCACGUGGCGAGGUGUUCAUCGGCAGUAAAGAGAACAGCUAUACCGUGGUAUCCGGACUGCCGCCCUCGAUCCAGGGAUACCACUGGAAGUACGGGAUCACCAUUGAAACCCCGGACAGGAAGUUCCUGUUUGCUUGUGAAACCGAAGCAGAGCAGAAGGACUGGAUCGCUGCCUUUCAGAGAGUCGUCAACCGCCCCAUGAUGCCGCAGGAGUACGCAGUUGAGGCUCAUUUCAAGCACAAGCCUUGAUGCUGGCUGUAAACCUGCCUGUGUGUGUGUGCGUGUGUGUGUGCUGCAGGCGGGACGGACUGCACGAUGAACAGCUAUUCUGUCCAAUGAAGCGCUCCGGACCGAGCGAGUACAAGAAACGGCCCCUUCCUACCUUAGUGCUAACGGCUCGGAUGCUGCACUGUGUCGCAGACAUCAACAGAGCGCCGACACUGAGGCUUACUUAUCAUGAAUGUGUAACCAAAGGGUGCCGUCAGCCGAGCUACUGUACACAUAUGGCAUGCGAAUGUUGUUCAUCACUCUUAAUCCUAACAUUUAAUCUGUAAAUCACUAGGUGAGCAAGUACUAAACACCACAGUGCGUUCUGACUGAUGUUAUUUAUUGGAUUUUCCAAGCGAAUGCUGCUGUGACAUUUAGUGAAUCCUCAAGAUGCCAAGCUACACCACUCCGAGUGUCCUUUCUGACCGUCUAGGGCUUUCGCUCAUCAGUAUUGAUCAUUUAAAUGUGUGAAAACCAUGUUAGUGUGACCAGUAUAACCAGAGGUUUCAUAUACUACAGUACAUACUACUUCUGGUGUCUGUGCAGGUGCAGUAUGUCAGAUUUCUACAGACGGUUCUGUUCUUGAUUUAUCCUCCUCCACUAGGUGGAAGCAUAUCCCAGAUUAAGAUUCAUGUGCUCAGCACUGUUUCUUUUUAUGCAAAAUAGGGUUGAUAUUAGCCAUAGACUGAUAUAUCGGCCGAUAUUUGGCCAUUUGGAGAUUAUCUGCUGAAAACCAAGUUGACUGAAUAAAACUAGUGAUAGUUCCCCUUAUCUUUAGUCAAUAGGUACUCGACAACAUUUUUAGGCCUAAAAAAUAUUUAUGCAUAUAAAAUUUGGAUUGAAUUUAACGUGAUGCAUAUUUAUCGUAUAUAAAUGAAACAGGCCAAAUAAACUAAAUGUGUUUUAAAU
Messenger RNA from Sinocyclocheilus anshuiensis, 2308 nucleotides. Its product is annotated as arf-GAP with dual PH domain-containing protein 1. The coding region runs from base 248 to 1381 and encodes 377 amino acids. The record is from RefSeq and is a predicted model, not a curated record. The transcript is spliced from 11 exons. Gene Ontology annotation, molecular function: phosphatidylinositol bisphosphate binding; GTPase activator activity; phosphatidylinositol-3,4,5-trisphosphate binding. NCBI's taxonomy places the organism in Eukaryota, Metazoa, Chordata, Actinopteri, Cypriniformes, Cyprinidae. Gene Ontology annotation, cellular component: plasma membrane; cytoplasm; intracellular membrane-bounded organelle. Gene Ontology annotation, biological process: positive regulation of GTPase activity.